UGUUAGAAUCAUGUAGAGGCUUCUUAAUGUAUUUACCUAAUAACGUUCUUUUGACAAGUUGUGACAAGAUUAUGAUUAUAAUAGUGACAUUUGAAUUUGGAUACAGUCCAAUACCGUGCAAACUUGUAAUCGAAUUAUAGUUGUAAUUGUAUUUGCUAAUAUUUUUGUAUUACUUAAAUGUUAAAUGUAUUUGUUUUUCGAUCGUAUUUUUAAUAGUAAAUAAUUUUAUUUUAUACCAACAAUGACCAGUGUAAAUUUACCUGAAGACUGUUCGAAACAGUGGGAAAUUUUGCUAUUGUUGUUGUCAUCUGAAGAGAAGAAAAUCGAUCGAACCAGUGAAAAUGAGAUUGAUACGAUGAGCUACUUCUCCAAUAAUGAAGCAGUAAGAAAAAUUAUGCUGCAAUGGCUACAACAAAUGAAGAGCUCUUAUAGCAAGAAGAUAAAUGAGUUUGAUACAGCUUUAAAAUGUGAUGAUGUGUCCUUAUUAUGGAGACAACGAGGCAAUGAUAAUUUUAGAGCAAAUUUAGUUGAGGAAAGCUAUAGAUGUUACUCGAAAAGUGUAGUAUAUGCUAAACAUAAUGGACCAAUGUAUCCCUUGGCUUUGGCUAACAGAUCUGCAUCAUUGUUGAGGUUGAAGAGAUUUAAAGAGUGUCUUGUUGAUAUUUCAAUGGCCAUCGAAAGCGGUUACCCAGCGGAACAACAACACAAGUUACUCCUUCGAAGAGUUGACUGCUAUAUUGAACUUGGACAGAGGUCGAGUGCCCGGUCAGCUCUUACUGCUGCUACACAAUAUGCCUCCACUCUCAACUUGUCAGCUGCAUCUGCUUUGGAGUUUGAGAGACAUGUGAAAAUAUUUGAAAAGAAAUUAGAAAACCCAAUGUGUGCGGAACUUGAAGAUGAUGAAAUAGAAUUACCGGAAUUGUUACGAGGGUCCAAUGCUGAUUUUAAUGCUGCAUCCAGUGGCAUUGAGUUACGGCGAAGUGAAACAGCAGGCAGAUAUGUUGUAGCAAACCAAAGUGCUAGACGUGGAGAUGUGUUGUUCUCUGAGGAGCCCUAUGCCUGGGUGACAUUGCCCAGUGAUGAGCCUUCUUGCGAGAUGUGCUGUCAACCAGACAUUAACUUAGUGCCUUGCAGCCGUUGUUCCCGCAGCGUGUACUGUGGUGCGCAGUGCCGAGCACGCGGCGCCCUUGCCUUUCACCGCUGGGAAUGUGUUGGAUCACAAAGUGCCCUUUUUCCCACUAUAGGCAUUGCCCAUCUAGCUUUAAGAGUUCUAUUGUUAAGUGCAAGUCAGGGCUUCCCGUUGGUGCCUCAAAAGUCUUUAAAGCCCAACACUGCAUCGGAAUUAUUUAAAUGCUAUUCCGAUGUUGAUGAUAUACAGAUAUACAAGGCGGAUUCACCGGCUUUUUAUAGAAUGUUUAAUUUGGUCACCAACUUUGAUAAGAUGAACAAUAACGAUUAUAUUCAAUAUGCCUUAACAGCAACUAUGUUAACAAUCUACCUCGAACAUUUUACGACAUUUUUUGAGUACUUACCAAGUAAAGUGCCGUACACACUGUCCGGUGAAGAGCUGCGGUUAUUUGCCGCUGCGAUUAUAUUGCGCAGUCUGGGACAGUUGGUGUGCAAUGGCCACGCUACUUUAAGUCUGGCUACUGUUGAAGAAGAUGAUGCAAGGAAUGGAUGUACAGUAACAGAACGUGAAGUUCGCAGAGCAACUGCCAUUUAUCCAUCAGCUGCUAUGAUGAACCACUCGUGUGAACCUAACAUUAUCAACACUUUCUACAAGAACCGUCUGAUUGUGCGGUGUGCUAACGAGUUGUCUGCUGGAGGCGAGGUAUACAACUGCUACGGGCCGCACCGCGCGCGCGAGCCCGCUACACGCCGCCGAGCUCAGCUUCGUGCACAAUACAUGUUUAACUGCACCUGCACAGCUUGCCGGGAUAAUGAUAGAAAGGAUUUUGUGCUGCUGUUCUCAGCAUACGUGUGUCAGUCGUGCAAGUGUCCGGUGCUGGUGAGCGGGAAGCGCGCGCGCUGCCAGCAAUGCUCCAGCAACUUCCAACUGGACAGAGCACUUGCCAUUAUUGACCGCGCCGACGAUUUCGCAUUACAAGCGGAGAGAACUACAAACCUGGAAGAGAAAUGUGAAAAGAUGUUAGCAUCGUACAAAUUGAAGCAGCAAGUAUGGCAUAGACAUCACAGCUCGCUAAGAGCCGCCGCGGACAGAUUGGCAAGAAUCUACGCUGAUCUUGGUGAAUUUGGCAGGAGCGUAGAAUUGAUAAAACAAAAUAUUCAAAGUCUUGAAUACCAAUUUGGCUCUUUUAGUGUUGAGGUGGCACAUGAAUUGAGGAAACUCUCCGAUGUUAUGCUUGAGAGAAUCUUUAAGCUGCCUGGUCAUCCGGAUUAUCGUUACUGGUGUUUAGAGGCGCACAAGAUAAUGAACAAAGCAGUGCAAUUAAUGGAAUUGAACUAUGGCAAGUGGGAAGUACUUGUCAAAAGAUUAAAGGAACAAGAAGUAUUCCUUGCCUCGUUGUUAGCUGAAUGCCGCACUCCUGACACUACCGACUGUGUUCACAACAACUUGCAUUAUAACCUUAAAAUAUAGUAAGGACCAAUUCCAUUCUUCUAAUCUAUAAGAAUUAAAUAUAAAGAAAGUGAUCAAGAUAUAUAAAAAAUAUCUAUAACGAAUAUCUUAAUACUUUAAAUAAGA
Papilio polytes (common Mormon) is the source of this 2704-nucleotide messenger RNA. RefSeq names its product SET and MYND domain-containing protein 4 (gene Smyd4-2). NCBI's taxonomy places the organism in Eukaryota, Metazoa, Arthropoda, Insecta, Lepidoptera, Papilionidae. The transcript is spliced from 15 exons. The record is from RefSeq and is a predicted model, not a curated record. The coding region runs from base 242 to 2599 and encodes 785 amino acids. Gene Ontology annotation, molecular function: protein binding.